ACUUCUUCUCAGAUUUUGUAGCAACAGUCAUAUCACAUAAGCCCAUUUUACCCACCUUUAUUUUAAACACCUCUGUCUCUUCUGUUUAUUAGGUGUAUUAUUCUAGUAUGUCUGUGUCUAUAUAUGUAUGUAUGUGCUGCCACCCCAUACAGCUUUAAGACAGAACUGCAUUUUCUCUUCAUCUUGAUCAAGUUGGGUUUAAGUAAUUAUGCUGUCUCCUCCUAGUUUAAGAUUCUAAGCGUUUGAGAUCUUUUUUUUAUAGAAUCGAAUUGCAUCCAAGAGACCAAUGUCAAGAUUAAGGGCUUCAGAAGUUCCUCAAAAGAGCCCAAAGCUGGUGACUGAUCGCAAAGUUCUAUCUCAUCAAGUGAAGGCAUCAUCUUUAUCCUCUGAUGGGAGUCCUAAGUUCAGGGAUCGUCGGUCCCCAAGAGGUUCUCAGUCUGAUCCUUUAAAUCAAAAGAAAUUGGGUACUCGUAUUGCAGGCUUGCAAUCUCAACUGGAGCAAGCACAAGAGGAGCUGAAGUUGCUUAAAGAUCAAUUAGCCUCAGCCGAGGCUGCAAAGAAAGAAGCUCAGCAACAACUUGAGAAUAAAACUACAAAACCGAAAAUAGAAGUACGAAAUGAACAGGAGAAGAAGACAGCAAAGGUGAGGAAAGAAGCUCAACCAAAACUGCAGAAGAAGUCUGGAAAAGUAAUCAGUCCGGAGUCUGAAAAAGUGCUGAAAGAGUAUUCUCAUCCUCGCGAAAUCCAGGUAUCCAAAAAAGUUGACCAUCCUGUACAUGAAGAUGUUGGCGAUGAUCAACUGGAAACUGAUGUAUUUGAAGUCCAAGUUGAAAAAGCAACUGUUGAAGCUAAACCUGAAUUUAAUCACACAACUGAAGAAAAUGAGCUAAAUUCUAAGUCUGUUUGUUUGACAACCGAAUCACCUGUUCUUGAACCAGAGAACUCACAGAUUGACGAAGUGGCUCUCAGGAAUGGUGAGAUAGUUUCACUGAAAGCCAGUUUGGAGCUGAAGGAGAAAGAACUGGAAGUUUUCUGCCAAAACAACGAAAACCUGAAAGUAAAGCUCGAUCUUGCUUCCACGGAGGUAUUGUCAGUUCAAGCAAAGGAAGAGGAAAUGACAUUGAGAUUGAAGCAACUUACUGAAGAACUAGAAACAAGUAAGGGCACUGUAGCAAAAUUAACUGAGAAGCUUGGAGCUGCAGAAGGAGCAAAAGAAACACUUGAAACAGAAAUGAAGAAGCUCAGGGUGCAAACCGAGCAAUGGAGGAAGGCAGCUGAUGCUGCUGCAGCUGUCUUAGCAGGAGACGCUGAAAUGAAUGGCAGAAGAAUAUCACAGAGGUGUGGAUCGAUGGAUACACACUACUACGAGCCUGCAGUUGGUGGAUAUGCUGGUUUUGUAGGUUCGCCUGGCUUAGGCGGUAAUGAUUCAGACGAUGGUUUUGGAAAUGGAAAGAGGAAAGGCUCGAGUAUUAGAAUGUUCGGAGACCUGUGGAAAAAGAAGGGUCAGAAAUGAUACCGGGACUGAAAAUCGACUUUGAAAAGCUCAUUCAUGGUUAUGCUGAUAGCUAUCUGUCUAGUCCAUUGUCCAGGAUUUAGAUUCUGGACCAUUUUGAAUGUCUUUGAAUUUAAUGAAAGCAUUAUGUACUUAAGCUGAAUGAGUGUUAUUAGUUUGCACUAGAACUUUAGCCUCAUGCUAGAGGCUUUGUUGAACUUAUCUUCUCAUGUGUUAAUAUUGCAAAUGAUGGUUUCCUUUACUGCA
Messenger RNA from Daucus carota subsp. sativus, 1759 nucleotides. RefSeq names its product interactor of constitutive active ROPs 4. The transcript has 3 exons. Bases 287 to 1513 code for a protein of 408 amino acids. The record is from RefSeq and is a predicted model, not a curated record. Lineage: Eukaryota; Viridiplantae; Streptophyta; Magnoliopsida; Apiales; Apiaceae.